Molecule: messenger RNA, 1871 nt
Organism: Dreissena polymorpha
Lineage: Eukaryota; Metazoa; Mollusca; Bivalvia; Myida; Dreissenidae
Exons: 3
Coding region: 136-1752 (538 amino acids)
Source: RefSeq, a predicted model, not a curated record
UAGUUACGUUCCUUUCAUCGACUGCGGUACGUCGAUCUGAGAGCGGCGUCAUUGAAAACGUAUAUAUACUGGCGCUUUAUCUCGUUGUUCAGAGAUCGAAUGUAAUUUAAAUAUUAAGUUAAGAAACAAACACAAAUGCACCUGUCAGCGAUUUUUCUUUUUGUACUUUCGUGUAUUGGCGCAACAUACGGAUAUAGCAGUUUGAGGCGUCAGAUUCCAAAUGGUUACAAGGUGCCACACCCGUGUAGACCAGGCACCACCUGGGACGCCGUUGGACAUAUGGCGCCCGAGUAUGACCCUACCAAGAACGCGUUUGGAAAGGACGUACGUGAGGUUUUGAAGGACCGUCAACUGGAAUGGGCCAAGGUCUGCAACAAGGACUCGGACGGAGACGGCCUCACAAACGGACAGGAGCUCGGAGACCCCAGCUGUAUGUGGAAAGUCAGCGAUGGAUUGCAGGGGCUGGCGGACCCUAUGGGGCAUCCAGGCAUUUGUGAGCCGGGUCGCCAGCAAUGCACGAGUGGCAUCACCUUCAACGAGUGCCCGAACCCCUUCGCUUCUGGCUCCAGUGGACCAAGGAUCACCGUGCCACCGGGGGCCAACGAUCACCCACAGACUAAUCUCGUUAAAGGAACAGGAACCUUCAGCGGAAGCGAGCCUUUCCAACCAAAUUUCGCGUUUUCUGAUGGAUUCGGCACACAAGGAGGAUUCCAACAAGCUCCGAGUGGUGGUUCGUUUUCGCAGUCACGAAUGUCCCAAAUGAGUGGUUUACAAUCACCUGGAUCCCGUGGUUCAACAGGAUUCAGUGGAGCAGACUCAUUUGGUGGCCGACGCCCAAGCUUUGAGAGCCAAUCCCGGCCAGAGAUGGGAGGACAAAUGCGCGGUUCAUCCCCGCCUGGGUUCCGUGGUCCAGCAGGAUCUCCUUCCGGUUUUGGUGGCCAACGCCCGAGCUUUGGGAGUCAGUCGCAAACUUCUUUCGGAGGCCCAACUGGGUUUGAUGGCCAGCCAGGUGGAGCGCAAAUGGGAGGACAUACUUUCAGUGACCAUUCAAGCGGCUCCAUGGGAAUGCCCGAUUUCAAUGCAGCAGGAACUGCUGGUUCUGUAAUGACUGGUCCCGGUUUUGCGCCGGUACCGUCUGGACCCGGUUUUGCAACAUCUGGACCCGGGUUCGCUGGAGCAGGCAAAUUUGGCCAAGAUUUUGCAAGUGAUAUAGGGGCUCCUAUGGGAUUUGAAGGAGCGUUCAGUGGUAUGGCUACUGACCCCAGCUCGCGAUUCCGUGGCAGGCAUGAGUUCGGCACCCCUGGAGGUAUGGGUGGAGGUUCCACUUCGAGUUUCUCACAUGCAGGUGGAAGCGGUACAUUAACAUCCGGUUUUGGUCAAAUGAGCUCGGAUUUUUCCGGGUUUGGCGAUCCUACCGGCGGCUUCUCAAUGACUGGCCCUCCUCGAGGCGCGAUGUCUUUCCGUCCAGGUAGUAUGCCGGUCUUUAUGCAAGGCGGGCACCGAAAACCCGGCUUUGGAUCCGGCUCCUCGCUCUCGUCUGACGUCAUACAACGCAGCGUCCAAAGCAGACUCGAUCAGGAAAGAGGUAGAAUGGGAGGCUCCACUUUUGGAACAUCCGUUGGCCACAUCUCAGCGCCCUCUCACGGUGCCUUGUUUGGCCCACCUGGGAUAUCCGCUCGGCUUCCUGGACUUGGCGGGGCUGUUCCGAUGUACCCGCCUUUGGGAGGAGGAGCUCCUAGGUUCUUUCGUUAACAUAUUUUGAAGGGCCACGUUUAACGAAAUUACAACAGAUGGUGCUUUAAGUCAAUAUAUUUGUGUUGGUGUACAGCUUUUUGUCUCAAUUAAUACACAAUAAAGAUGUGAUCUCUGUG